Messenger RNA from Fusarium graminearum PH-1, 597 nucleotides. RefSeq lists its product as uncharacterized. The annotation marks the transcript as partial. The record is from RefSeq and is a predicted model, not a curated record. Lineage: Eukaryota; Fungi; Ascomycota; Sordariomycetes; Hypocreales; Nectriaceae. The transcript has a single exon.
AACCUUCCCCCUCGACACAGAGCCUCCAGCGACGCUGGGUCACUGCACAAUUACCCAAUAUACGCUGCCGCCACAGGAGUUGAUGUUGACGAUUUGCCAUUGAGCAAGAGAAAGGAACUUAUCCGACAGAGUAGCUUGAGCCCCUCAAACUCAACACCAUCUCUCCAGCGUCUCAGUGGUAGCAGCAACUUCAAUAGCUUCAACACUUCAGAGGCGCUUUUGAACUCUCAUCAACCUCAGCGCGUGUCGACACUCCCCACGUCUGCUGCCCGUGAGAAUGCACUUGCCAACUUUCGACAGUCAGUUCAACAGGAGCUACGCUCAGGCACACCUGUCAUCAGUACCUCCGGCCGGGAGACCCCAUUCACCCCGUCAUCUCUCUUGGCCAGUCGGGAAGUUGAGGUCCAACGCAAUGUUGAUAUGAGCCGAAAUAUCCUGCUGAGUCAGAAGCAAGCUGAGGCACAGCGUCGCGAAACACAACAGCGAGAGAAAGAAUGGGCUGACAAAGCCUUUGACGAACGUAUGCGAAAUGGAGACCUUCUCGAUGUACACCGUGAGGCUAUGCGCAAACUUCAAAAGAACGCCAGGGAAAAGUAA